Molecule: messenger RNA, 1784 nt
Organism: Seminavis robusta
Lineage: Eukaryota; Bacillariophyta; Bacillariophyceae; Naviculales; Naviculaceae
Source: the annotation of a GenBank genome assembly
CAGGCAUCAGGCAUCACGCACAGUACAACACUUCAAAUUUCGUUCCUGCAUCGUGCCCUCCCCUCGAGCUCUGCCCCCAUCCUCAUCUUAGCUCUCUCUAAUCCAUAGUACCCCUUUUCAUUCAAAGAAGGAAUCUGAUGAAGACUCGGCGCAGCACGAAGAAGGGGGGAGGGCGAAAGGACAAACAGAGGAAAGGCACAACACCACCUGAUCCACUUCCAGGAUCAACUAAGGUGGCGACAGCAGCUCCUCCAAAGGAAACUUUUCCGCGAUGCCUACAUGGAAGAUCCACCACCACACCACCUGAUGUCUUUGCCAAGCAGCAACAGUUUUUGAAUGAACUUCCAAAGGCUAUACUGGAAGAUCCAAUGGAGCUUGUUGAUAUUAUUGAAAAGAAAAUUUGGAAACAUCCUGAGGCUGCAUCUCAUCCAGACACGGUGUCAUUGGCUAUUUCUCUUGCAACGGACUGCCUCAUAGGUACCAGGGUAAAGCCGGGAAAGGCUCGUAUUCACACUUUUGCUGCCAUACAUCUGGCGCACGCUCAAAACUCCGGUUGUAGACUUGAGGAAAGCUGGUAUGAUUCAGGGGAUGAGUGGGCAUAUUCGAAAUACAAAGGUCAACUUCAGGCAGCAUAUUAUAGGCAAGGACACUACCAAAAAGACGCCAUUCGAUUCAUGGCAAAAAGAAUUCCCUGCCAGUGCCUCAAUCCAUACAAGAAGUUUUUGAAGAAGAUAUCUGAUAUGGGAUCGUGUGACAACUGUGGAGAAACCUUCGACCGCAAACGAUUGCGUUGCUGCUCCCUUUGCCGGGUUUUUCAGUACUGCAGCCGAGAGUGUCAGGUAUCCAACUGGAAGGAACAUGAAUUCAAUUGCAAGCUCUAUCGAGGAGAGGAAAAGUUUCGGCGCAAAAAGGAAGCUUCACCCAACCUGUGCUUCCAUGGAGGCACUACUGUCCUUGGCGAUGAAUGUAUGAAAGAGGUUUGCCAGCUGUACAAAGAUCUAUUGGUUAUAGAUGGGGCCUACGACACAAUGACAAAGGUGGAAGAAUUAUAUUGUACAAAGAAGCAUGUGAUGGAAAAUGCGACCACAAUUCCAUAUGGACUCCAGUUGGCCACCACCGCUGUGCUGCGAUUGAAUGCAGAUGAGGACAGCUUGAUAUGUGCUAAGUGUGUUCUACAAGUGACCUCACACAUGACCAAUGGAAGUCUUGCUGGCAAAAAGACUGAUGAUUCCAGGGAGAAUGAACUUCUUAUCUCUACAACCUUUUGCCGCAUUUACCACAGGAAAUUCAGCUCCAAGCGGGAUAUGAUCUUGGCGCUGGACAGGAGGAUUCCUUGUGACUGUUUGAAUCCAAUUAUACAAAGAAUUUUGAAGGAGCCUGAAACAAAGGUGUGCUUUGGCUGCCAAAAAGAGAUGGAGGAAAUCUACACAUGUGACCGAUGCAUGUACGCUCCAUAUUGUUCCCGAACAUGCCAAGAAGCUGAUUGGCCCAAGCAUGAGAUGGAGUGCAACGUGCAUUGUGGAAAGAUGACUUGCGCUGAGGCUCACAUUGCGGAACAACAUGCAAAAGGAGAAUUGGCAGAGAUGGAGGAGCUAGACUAGCUAGCCAGCAUAGAUUGGAUUGGGCUAGCAAUCGUUGUGUUGUGGUUGUGAGUGUCUGGAGCUUGCCAAUCUAUGCCCUUGUCACCAGUUUGUGUUGGUUCACGUCGGCGACUCUUCGCGCGAAUGAUAGGCAUGGCAACUUCUGAGGCCGUAAUAACUAACUAGCUAGCUACAGUAACCCGU